UUAUCUUUUUAUUAAUAUGAAUUUGUAGGAGUUGCUUAAUAUGUCCAACACUCACAUCUAUUUUUCUUAUUUUUGUAAAUAGAUUUUCAUUAUUUAUUUUUUGUGAUCAUAAGAGAGUUGAGUAACCUUAGAUUCUUCCCUCAUGAUAUUUUUAUUUAAAUUAGAUGAAUUAAAUGUUAUAAAAUGAAGAAUCAAAACUAUUGGUUCAUGUGAAUCAUAUAUUAUAUGUCAAAAUAUUCACUCACAAAGUAUUUGUCAAAGUGUCUCAAAGAAGAAACUUGAUGGCAAACAUAAACAGCACGAAGCUUUUGUGUGGCGGAGCUUCUCAAGGACAGGGGGGCCCGCGACCAACCCAAGGAAAAAAAAAAUUAUAGAUAAAAUGACUAAAAUGCCCAUAUUAAAACUAAAGAAUUACAAGAAUACCUAAACCUAAUUCAAUUUUCUCUUUCUUCUUCUCUCUUCCAUCCAGCCUCUCUCCUUCUCUGUUCUCUUCUCUGAUUCCCUCCCUCUUGCUUACAAGUUACAGCCGUCCUCUCUCCCUCUUCCAUAAUCAGAUUCACGAAUCAAUCACGACAAACGCGCGACCGCCUCUGCUUGCUGCGGGCCUGCGGCGGCCGCCUCUGCCUGACUGCCUCCGUGGCCGUUCCGUCCGUUCGUCGCUCUCGGGCCUGUUCGCUGCAACUGUCCAGAUCGCCUCUGCCUGACUGCUUUGUUCGCUGCAACUCUCAAAAUUCAUUGGAACCUCAGAGAGCAUGGUCACUCAAAAAAGCCAAGCUGAAAAGCCAUCUUCAUCAGCUGCAGUUGCCACUUCAUGUCGAAAGAAAAAGCAUGAAGAAGCUGAAUUCUUGGAGGAUAUCAAGGAUCACAUUGACGAGUUUAUAAAUGCUUCUAUGGAUGAACACAAAAUCUGCUUUCAGAAAACAAUUAAAAAGAUGUUCGGUUUGUCUAAGGUAGUUGCUGAAGCAAACUCCAAGGCUGCAAAAGAAGUUGAAAGUUCUUUGCCUCUUCAGACAGUUUUAAAAGAUUAAAUUUAUUAUUUUUGAACGACUAGGUUUAGCCGAGACUUUAACAUAACAGAUAGACGGCAGAGGGAAGAAUUUUUUUGGUUGUCACAUUACUUCCUUUUGAAUUGUAUGACUGUGUUGGGUUUUCAUUAUGAGUGGUACGCCUAAGAGAUCUCACGAAGAGUCUGUUCACCCAUCUUCAAAACACCCGCAGCUUGAAGAUGCGGCUGGUGCAUAUUCCAAAUUGGUGUCCUCGUCAGUUUCAAAUGACUUUCAUAUGCCUUAUGAUAUAGGUCAGGAUUCGCGGGCAGCAAAAGUACCUCGUGAUGCAGAUAGAAGAUCUCCUCUUCAGUCAUUGUAUAGGAUACCAUCAUCUUCUAAUGAUCCUCAUGCCGAUCAUCCUAUUGGUCCCGAAAACAGGUUAGAAUCAAGGGAUCUCCGGUUUGAGAAUCGUGAUACAAAAACAGAGAAGGAGUUGUUUGGAGAAGCAAGAAGGGAUAUUUUUAUUUAAAUUAGAUGAAUUAAAUGUUAUAAAAUGAAGAAUCAAAACUAUUGGUUCAUGUGAAUCAUAUAUUAUAUGUCAAAAUAUUCACUCACAAA
This is a messenger RNA of Cicer arietinum (chickpea), 1604 nucleotides long. RefSeq lists its product as uncharacterized. The record is from RefSeq and is a predicted model, not a curated record. NCBI's taxonomy places the organism in Eukaryota, Viridiplantae, Streptophyta, Magnoliopsida, Fabales, Fabaceae.